AUGACUGGUGUCGCCCUUCGCGAUCGGCUGCACAGCCUCUGGGUCUCUCUCACUGAUCCGAGGAUGGAACAGCGGGUUGAUAGCGACAAUAUUAUACCAUCCCGGUUUCUCUCUGACAAUAAUAUUAGUCUAAUUCUCGACUCCUUCACACCCAAAGCCACCGAAGCGGACAGCUUGAACAAGCAACCGCCUGUUCUUUUCCGCCUCCGUCCUUGUGAAAUUAUUAUGAACCACCCCAUCAAUCCCUGGGACAGCUUUUUCACGGACAAAAUGCAGGUAGACACCUCACCGGCCAUUCGGGUCCAGAGGAUCUUUGAUCGCGAGUCCAUGCCCUUAUACCGCGGAAGGUCUCUCGCCCGUUACCUCGACAAAUGGGCCAUGGGCGGAUACCCUCGUCACCUCCCGCCCGCUGUGCCAGAUCUCCCUACGCUCUGCGGAAUCGACAGCGUUUCAGACCCCCACCCGUUGAACACGGAGACACGCGGGUGGCUGAAGCCCGGCCGGUGGACUGAUAUCCAGUGGGAAAACUACAUCUACGAGUACACUGAGACCAGGCCUGAUGGUAGUAUUCUCCAUCCUCAUCUGAUUCUGCUCGGCGUGCAGUCCUGCAACGGCAUAGACAAUACUAUAAGCCUGGGCGAGCUUACUACUAUCGUCACCGCCAUGCGCUGCCGGGCCUAUCAGCCCGCCGUCUUUAAUGAAGACGCAAUCCUAGUCGGCGACGAGCAACAGUCGGUAAACGGUAACCCGAGCCCGGGUAGCGAGGAUGAAUUGGCCUUUAAGGGCGAGAAGAGGUUCCCAGUCAUCAUGGCUUCUCUCGUCGGCCCCCAGCAUGUCCGGAUUAUUUACGCUUGCAUGAACGGCUUGGAGCUUUGCAUCAGAGCAUCGGCAUGCCACAAGAUUAUCCCGGAGACCGAGAUAAUGGUGCAUAAUAUCGGCAGUGUCCUUCUGAGUAUGCCAUUGCAGGAGGCUUCUUAA
Messenger RNA from Aspergillus versicolor CBS 583.65, 978 nucleotides. RefSeq lists its product as uncharacterized. The coding region runs from base 1 to 978 and encodes 325 amino acids. The record is from RefSeq and is a predicted model, not a curated record. The transcript is spliced from 3 exons. Lineage: Eukaryota; Fungi; Ascomycota; Eurotiomycetes; Eurotiales; Aspergillaceae.